AUGGUUCACCAUUUAUUGUUCAACUAUCGAUGUGCGGCAUUAUUCAUCAAUAUUGUUAUUCAACUAUUAAACUGUACCAUUGGAUUUGUUAUCUUCGGCCAAAACUUGCAACAAAUUCCAAUUCUGCACCCAACUAUACAAACAUCUCAGCAGUGUACUUUACUCUCGAUAUUUGUCAACAAUUAUCUCGUAGCGAAAAUAAAGAAGAAUUCUCGAUGGACCAGUAAAACUUUUGUUGGAAAUGUAAAAACUUUUGCAACAAUAUAUGAUCGAUUUGGUUGUUCAUCCAGGCAAGGAAAUAUAUUGCAUAAAGAAGACAAUUGA
Messenger RNA from Loa loa (African eye worm), 324 nucleotides. RefSeq lists its product as hypothetical. Bases 1 to 324 code for a protein of 107 amino acids. The record is from RefSeq and is a predicted model, not a curated record. The transcript has 2 exons. NCBI's taxonomy places the organism in Eukaryota, Metazoa, Nematoda, Chromadorea, Rhabditida, Onchocercidae.